Messenger RNA from Danaus plexippus (monarch butterfly), 1456 nucleotides. RefSeq names its product THAP domain-containing protein 1 B-like. NCBI's taxonomy places the organism in Eukaryota, Metazoa, Arthropoda, Insecta, Lepidoptera, Nymphalidae. The record is from RefSeq and is a predicted model, not a curated record. The transcript is spliced from 2 exons. Bases 141 to 617 code for a protein of 158 amino acids.
UCAGUGGUCAAAACUCAAACAGUAGAAAGUAGAAACACAAACAAAGUUAUAAUCUGUAUUUGUAUGGAUAGAACUUGUAAAUUAUAAUACAGUGAUGGUUUUUAAUAUAAAUUGAAAUUUGAAUCUCAGAAAUUCCUACCAUGCCUCAGCGUUGUGCAGUACCAAUGUGUAACGAGAAAACAGGAGGUCAUAAAUUUCCACGCGAUAAAGAACUCCUGAAGAAAUGGCUUACAGCAGUUCGUCGAGACAAUCACAUUCCAACUAGACACUGUCGAGUAUGUAAAAAACACUUUACUGAUGACGAUUUUGAAUUUGCCAUAUCUGCAGUUGAAGAGUAUGCUCGUCCAAGAUUAAAAAAGGAUGCUGUUCCCAGUAGAUUUCCUUGGAAUGAAGUUGCAUAUGACAUCUUAUACAAAAAGAACAAAAGAACAGUUGACCGCAUGAUGGAAAGAGAUUUAUUGAAGAACAGACUGGAAAACAUCAAAAAGUCGAACAAUGAACAAUUCUUGGAGAGUCUACCAGAACUACCAGAUGACUUACUGGACACAAAUGGUCUGCCAAAUAUUGAUCUAGCUAAGCGUUUAACUGAAAUUGAUGAUAUAGAUGAAUUAAUUUGAAUAAUUUAGAAUACGAUGAAACCUAUACAGAGUUUCGAAACCAAAUAUAUAUGUGAUUUAGAAUUAAUAGUAUGUUCAAUAUAUUUAAGCAUAUACUAAUUUAUGACACCAAUAUGCUUUAUGCUCAAAUAUUAUAUUGACAUUCUGAUGUUACUUCCUAUUUAACAUUAUUUAACUAUGGAAUAGUUGUUGAAAAACCUUUUCUAUAAUAAUACUUAUUUAUUUGUGUAAUAGAUUUUCCUGUGUAAUAAGUAAGGUAACUAAUACUCUCUUACUAUCAUUAUUCUCCAUAAAAAACCUUUUAUAUAAAGCUAGUCAAUUUUUUAGAGUAAAAUAAUUAUUUUAUUCACUCUGUUAUAAUUACGAAUAUUUAUUAGUCUUAUUAUUGUAUGACUUGUGUUAAUAGGGUAGUAAGUGAAACAUAAUGAGUUUUUCACUAAUGCACUACACCAGUUUAAAUAGAUCUCAAUUUAAUUACAUUUUCAUUGUAUUACAUUUCAAAAUAUACUGGAAAUGCUAUUCGUUUUUCAUUAUGCUAGGCCAUUUAAUAAUCAGGGUGAUUCUUAUUUAUUUUUGUAUGAAACCAAUCCUCUUUAUGAUGUGAUAUUAAAUUUGAUUUGUCUUUUUAUAAGCAUUUAUUUUAAUGAAACAGGUUUAACUUAUUAAGUACUUUGUCGUUUAUUUAUUUUGAUAUAAAUUUGUUAAUAAUCACAGGUGACAUUUUGUUAUUUUGUUUUUAAAAAGACUGUGCAAUAAUAUUUUAUAUGUAAUAUUUACACUCAUUCCUGUAUAAGUUGUGAAACUACUAAAAAUAAUAGUAACUUUGAAAAUUUGUGAAA